Molecule: messenger RNA, 699 nt
Organism: Alternaria postmessia
Lineage: Eukaryota; Fungi; Ascomycota; Dothideomycetes; Pleosporales; Pleosporaceae
Exons: 2
Cellular component (GO): mitochondrion
Source: RefSeq, a predicted model, not a curated record
AUGUCGCAGCAGCUUAUGCAGAGUGAGAAGAAUACUUGGGGGAAAGGACAGGUACUGGCAGCUGUUUUGGCUGGAGAUAUCGCCGCGGCGACCAUUUCCGCAACAGCGAUCAGUCCUAUUUUGACAGUCAUUGACCGUUCCGUAGUUGAGAAUGCCGCCCCAGCCAAACAGCCUCUGCUAUCUACCCUGAGAACCAACAUCCUCAACUCAGUCCGACGACCACGGCUGCUCUUCGCAACAAAGCCCUUCAUCUACAUGUGGACGCUCUAUGCAGCCACAUAUACCACCGCCAACGCAGUCGAGAGCAUAGGCACCGCACUCACAGCGGGAGCGGAUCGAAUACUCAUCAGUUCUAUCACGUUCAUUUCAACGUGUCUUGUCAACGUACCUCUAGGAGUAUGGAAAGAUGUACGCUUCGUCCAAACAUAUGGUAGAUCCGUAGAGCAAGUUAAGUUCAGCAAGAUGGUGGGAAACACGAGACCAGUGGCUUCACCUACACGGUCCACCUCCCCAGCGCGAGCAACUAGGUCUUCGCGAACCGUCGCCGCAACUUUCCUCUUCCGCGACGCCAUCACCAUAUUCGGAUCCAUCAGUCUACCGCCAAUGCUGAGUUCAGCUGUAUCAGCACCAGAUCCUCUUAUUCCAGAUCCUUCGACUAAGAACGCCGCAAUACAAAUCUUUACGCCAGUUCUCUCCCAG